UACAGAGCAGCAUUUAUAAGGAGUCAGGGAUGGAGAUCUGCAUUCACAGACUCAGAAUUGUCCAAGAUGAUGUCCCUGUGUCUUCUGCCUGUUAUGGAGAUGCUGACAGCGGUCUGGAGGAAUAUGACAUUCCUGCUGCAUUGCAUGAAGAUGCUCUCAUCCUGGUGCUGGCUGGAGAUUUUUGGGACAAGGAAGGUUUCUUCCCUGAAAUUAAAGGCACCCCAAGAUCCUGGUCGAGUAAAGCCCAUCAGUGUGAACUAUCACUUCACCAGGCAGUGCAAUUAUAAAUGUGGCUUCUGCUUCCACACUGCAAAGACUUCUUUUGUGUUACCCAUAGAAGAAGCCAAGAAAGGACUGGCCAUGCUAAAAGAUGCAGGCAUGGAGAAAAUAAAUUUUUCAGGAGGUGAACCAUUUCUGCAAGAUAGAGGAAAUUUUGUGGGGAAACUGGUUGAGUACUGCAAAAAGGAGCUGAAGUUGCCCAGUGUCAGCAUUGUGAGCAAUGGCAGCCUGAUCACCGAGAAAUGGUUUAAAAGUUAUGGAGAACUUCUGGAUAUCCUCGCCGUGUCCUGCGACAGUUUCAAUGAAGACGUCAACAAGCUCAUCGGCCGAGGACAAGGGAAGAAAAACCACGUGGAAAAACUGAUGAAGAUCAGGCAGUGGUGCUGCGACUACAACGUGGCCUUCAAGAUAAAUUCUGUCAUCACCAGUUACAAUGUGGACGAGGACAUGAGAAACGAAAUCGCCAUGAUCAGUCCAAUACGCUGGAAGGUGUUUCAGUGUCUCAUUAUUGGAGGUGAGAAUUCUGGAGAAGAAGCCUUGAGACAGGCUGAGAAGUUUGUCAUCACCAAUGAAGAGUUUAAAGGUUUUCUGGAUCGUCAUAAGGAUAUUAAAUGCUUAGUUCCAGAAUCCAACCAACAGAUGCGGGAUUCAUACCUCAUUUUGGAUGAAUAUAUGCGCUUCCUUGACUGCAGAAACGGCCGCAAAGAUCCAUCAAAGUCAGUCUUGGACGUUGGGGUCGAAAAUGCCAUAAAGUUUAGCGGCUUUGACGAGAAGAUGUUUUUUAAAAGAGGAGGAAAAUACGUGUGGAGCAAGGCGGAUCUGAAGCUGGACUGGUGAACAGCCCUCAGUGUCUUCUCAUUAUGGCAGCUGUGACUUAUAGGAUCUGCAGCGGGCUUGACCGCGGCUGAGGGUUCCUGUUUGUGGUGAUGGUAUAAAUAUUUUGUCGUGACGCCAGUUACAGUGAAGUAACAAGGGCACAGUGCCCCUUUUAUUGAUGUGGUGGUACCCAGAUGUAGGAAUGCCAGAGUGGUGUAGGGUGGCCUACAAUGUCCGUUAAUGUCUUGUGCCUGUGUCACAGUGCUCCUACCUGGAUACGCUGGAUCCUGGGAGGCUUUCUGUGGUCUGGUCUGUCUUUAGCUUUGUCCAGGGAACAUUACUCCUGGUCUCUGAGGCUUUAGGCUUUGGCCUCCUUACCCAUCAGAGCUGGAGGUGCUCAAGCUUGUGUAGAUAGGGCCCGUCCAGCAGGGACUAGCUCCUGCUUCCUUCCCCAAGCAGGAGGAAACUGCAACUCCACGCCUUACUAUCUAAACUCCUCCCUAGAGGGAGAGAAGAGAAUGGAAAGAAGGUUCCAUCCUCUGCAAGUGUAGUUCUGCCAUGCCUGCUGCCACCUACUGGGGAACCAGGUAAAUUACAUGAACAUUAACAGUUGCAAAGAAAUAGAUAUACACAUGAUGCAGGACCUUGAAAUAAAUACAUAGGAUGACGUCAGGUUAACCAUAGGAGAUAGUAGUGAGGUGCAGAAGUGGUGAUGUCACUCUGGGGCAUUACAGAUCGUCCUGUUAUCUAGAACAGUAUUUCUUCACAUUACUAUACCUGGAACCCACUACUAGAAUAAACUACAUGCAAGUACACUGAAGGCUAUGGUUGUACAAUAGUGCACAGCAUGAGGUCAGUAUGAGUAUGCUCCAGAAGACAUGAGACAUAGCAUGUACAGUACCUCUGAAAACCAAGGAUCUAGAAAAACUGCACUCCAAUCUUAUGAUAAUCUCUCACCAAAGAGUUGAAGUUACCAUAUUUUCCAUCUCUUAUGGAGGUUUGUCUAUGAACAAGAACUCUAAACAAGGUCAACAUCCAUGAACUUAAAGAAUAAUGAAUAUUAUGCUCCUCAAAGUGAAGAUUUUAACAGACUAUAGCAACAAUACAAUCUCAACGUUAAUGGAACAUAUUUAUUGUAAAAGACAUUAACUUAAUCUGACGUGUCAUAUAUUAUAAAUGAUGUUCAUGUCAAGUGAUUAUCUCAUCGAUUCUGCCCUUUUAUCAUGAAUGGUCACUCAAAUGGACGUCCAGUGUUAUUCGUUUUGAGUGAGGCAUGGCUACCAGCUUCAUUUGAAAUGUUCUAUUUAGUGCAUAGUAAUAGUUUAAAUAGAAUAAACCCUCUAAUAGCGACACAUAAUGACUGUUUGCUGAUGGUUUCCAGGUAGCAAUAGGAUAUUCUUUCCAGCCUUGCACAGAGGAAAGAUAUAUAUUGUAACAAAUGUCAGUUUUUUUUAUAGAAAUUAUAUAUGAUGGAUAAUGAAAUUAUAUUUUUAAGAUAAAUGUGCAGAGUUUCUAUUUUUAGUACUUCAGCUUUAUCAUAAUGAAUUAUUUGUUUAAUAUGAUUGCGUUCCUCGUCUUGCACUUAAUGCUUAUGAGUUUACAUAUUUUUGUAUUGUUUUGGCGUUAUGCAGAAUAAAAUCCUGAUGUUUUCA
Messenger RNA from Bufo gargarizans (Asiatic toad), 2747 nucleotides. It is a transcript of the gene RSAD2, whose product is annotated as radical S-adenosyl methionine domain containing 2. Gene Ontology annotation, cellular component: endoplasmic reticulum membrane; mitochondrion; endoplasmic reticulum. NCBI's taxonomy places the organism in Eukaryota, Metazoa, Chordata, Amphibia, Anura, Bufonidae. The coding region runs from base 67 to 1116 and encodes 349 amino acids. Gene Ontology annotation, biological process: positive regulation of immune response; defense response to virus. The transcript is spliced from 6 exons. The record is from RefSeq and is a predicted model, not a curated record. Gene Ontology annotation, molecular function: 4 iron, 4 sulfur cluster binding; catalytic activity.